AUGAAUGAUUUGAUAAAUGGUAUUUUCUUAUGGGUUUUAGAUAAACACCAAAUAAAAAAAAAUCAAGGUGACAUGGAGCAUCUAACUUUAAAAUAUAUCUCAUUCUUAUAUCAAUUUUAUGGGAACUCGCCCAAAGCUUACUUCCAAAUAAAAUAGUACUUAUCAAAAAACUAAAAAAAAUCAUCAAGUUACUUUAAAAUGGUAUCUUAAGUAAUAUGUAAAGCUAUUGAGAAUACACUUGAUCAUAGAUUAGAGCAAUCAAAAGAAUCUUCUGACUAAAAUUAAAGCUUCAUAUAAAGAAAUUAAGAGUUAACAGUGUAUACAGUUAUUUAGAUUGAUUAAGUCUGCUCUAGAUUUAUUCCUCUUAUUAUUGAUUGUAUCCAAAAUAAGGUAAAUUUCUGGUAAAAUAUGCUAAAGGGAUAUAAUACAAUGGAUAAUUUUUAAAUAAGAAGUUUAGGAUUGGCUGAAAAUAUUUAAAGAUUAAGCAAGCAGUUUCACUUUAAACUAAGAUAAAUAGACAAUUUUGUCCAAUAAUAUGACAGCUAUCAACUUAAAAAGCUUAAAAUGCUUUUUUAUUUAAUUGUACUCAACGACACAAUUAAAGCUUAAAAAUUAGAUGAAGAAGGAGAUGAUAUUAAAAACAGAGAUAUGCUAAAAAGUGUAGAUAUUAUUCAUUCAUCUAAUUUCAUCAAAGGAAAUAUUUAAACAAUUAUAAUUAGCUUAAGCUAGAGAAUUGGUAAAAUUGUCUCUAAAAGGGACCAAAAGUUUAUGGAAUUUUUCGGUUAUGAUAAAGAAGAAGCAGGUUCAAUAGAAAAAAUUAACGAUUUAAUGCCAUUGUAUAUAUCAAGGUUGCAUGAUUAAUUCUUGAUGCAUUAUGUCUAAAGAGGAAGUAGCUAAUUAAUAUAAAACAAUUUUUUUUCUUUUAUCUAAACAAAGGAGGGUUUUAUUUAGCAAGCAAAAAUUUAUAUUGAUUACAUAUUUACUACUGCAGAUGAUUUUUAAAUGGCUGGCAAUAUUUUGAAAAUUAAUUCUGCCUAUGAUUUUAUGAUAUUUAAUAGAAAAGGACUAGUUGUUGGUGUUACUUAAAAUCUCAUUUCAAUGCUAUUUAGCGAAGUAAAAAAAGUACCUAAAAUAAGCUAAAUAUUACACAAAUACUACGCCUUCAUAUUUUUUAAAGAAAUAUUGAAAAUUUUCAAACAAAAAAGAGAAGAAAUAAAAAAAACUUUAUCAUAAGACGAGAUGAAUGUACAACUAGAAAAAACUAGCAAGGGUUGGCUUAAUCUAUCUGAAAGUUUUGAAUAAGUAAUGACAUAAUUUACUCAUUAUAUAGAUUAUUGCCAAAAAAAUUCAAAAGACAUAAAGAAUACUAUAGAUAUUUCCUAAAUUGAUAUUUUAAGUGAAUAGACCUUGGAUUUUUUUGAAUAAUUUUAAGCUUUUAAAUUAUUGAGAAAGAACAUAGGAUCUAAUUAAAAUUUAAGCUCUUAAGAUUUGAAAUCUAGAUUUGGAUAUAGCAAAGAUUCUAAAUCAUUGAAGUUAUAUUAAACAAGAUUAUUUUUUAAAUACUCUCUUCAUUUAAGUUAGUUUGAUCUUAAUAAAUAAGAAAGGGAUUCAAAUAAAGAGGCAUAUUUUAUUUUAAAAUUUCAUGAUUUAACAAUCAAUAAAAAGCCUAUUGGUAAGAAAAUGGAAUUCACAAAAAGUAUGAUUACUUAUCUGGGUGCAACGACAAGUAUUGGUUUGUUAUCAUAAUUUGGCUCAUAGCUGUCAAGGCUUUAAACUUUAAACUAAAAUAGCUUUAAAGACUUUUAAAGUAUCAAGUUAACUAUGAACACAAGCUCUUGUUCUUCUAAAUUUAAAGACAUACCAAUUAGAAUGAUUAACAGUUUAGUGAGAAUGAAAUCCUAAAACCAAAACGGAUUAAACUAAAUCGAAACAGAGAAUUAACCUUAAGAAAAAUCUAACAAUGCUGUUUCUAUUUUUUCAAAUAAAAUGUUAGAAAAUAUAAAAAGUAAAAGAUAACAAAUUAAAUAGAAUAUUGAUACACCAAGAGGUCAGUAAAAAGAUAACUUAAAUGAAAAUUAAAGAGAUAAUCAUGAAGGAAAUAUGUCCAGUUAGAAUGAGAGUGACCAAGAUCAAGAUGAAAGUGCUUCAGACGAAUAUUAAAAUGAUAAUCAAUAAAUUUAAGAGGUUAUAUCAAGUGAAGAAGAAGAAGAAGAGGGAGAUAAAGAAUAGAAGCUUAAAAGUCUUUUAGGUCAAAUUAAUAUGCAUGAGGAAUUCCAUAAAUCUUAGGCUAAAAGCCAAAAUCAUUAAAUCCUGAAUAAAUUUAAAAUGACUGAAAAUUAUAUUAAAUCUAUUGACCCAAACUACCAUAUUAAAAAAGUUCUAUAGCAUAAUUCCAAGCUAAGUUAAUUCAGUAUUGCACUUGAAAAUGCUAUACUUGAGGCAUAAAUGGAGAUGAUGUAAGAAUAAAGAAUCCUUGAAAAAGUUAAAUCCAUAAUUGAAGUUAAAGAAUCUUCAUCAGACCCUAUAGUGCUGAAUAAAAACAGCUCUAAUGACAGAAUAGAUACAACUUAGAUUUUUGACUAAUUUUCUAAAUAGAAAAUUGAAAGUCGUAGCAGCUUAACAAUAGAUGAUAGUCAUAGGCUAUUUUAGCAGUAAUCAAACUAAUCAAAAAAGAACUACUUUGAAUAUGCUAGCAAAGAUUCUAUUAUUUAAAAUGCUUCUGGGGGAAAAGACUCUCCUUCGCUUUUUAAAAAAAUAUCAGCAGAUUUAUCCCCAAUUCCAAAAUAAAAAGAAAAUCCCAUAAUAUAAAAUAGAAAAAGCCAGUUUACAUACUACUAAGAAGCUUCAAAUGAUACAACACUCUAUUCUUUUAUCCAUAAUAACCAAUAAGAAAAUUCGAUAAGCAAUGUAGAUCAUACUUAAAAACCAGUAUUUUAGAACCCAAAUGAACUGGCCUAUACAUUUAAUGAUUACACUUAACAGAUUAAUACACCAUCUUUAGGAAGUAAUAACGAUAUAGGAGAAGAAUAGAAAGAAUAAGUACCUAAAAAUAUUUUUUUAAAAAAUUUUCAGAAUAUUCCAAGAAAGUAAAAAUAAAAUGAAGAUGAGUAAACAAUAGAUGAAAGCAGUUAAAAAGAUAACUAUAAUUUUGAUUUUAAAUUUCAAAAGAGUAUUGACUAAUAAGAAGAUAUAGACAGAUAGUUAGAAGAAAUAAAAUCAUAAAAAAAGAAACGAUAGAAAGAUAAAAUUAUUCUGAAACAAUAGAUGUCAUUAAAAUCUACUAGAAAGACUAUUUACUCUAACUAAGACAGAAAAAAUGUUUAGAUAAAUCUUUUAUUAUAAAAAGGAUUAAAAAAAGAUGAAAACAUAAAGGAAAUGUUUGAGGGAAGUGUGAAAUCAAAUUCUUCAUCUACAAGAACUAGAUAUGGAGGAAUCUUUUUGAGAGAAAUAUUGUCCUCUAAUAGAUUACCAAUAACAGCUCAGUAUUACAAAGCAAUUUUGUUUUUUUUCUUUGUAUCCUUUGCAGUUCUAAACAUAAUCAGUCUAAAUGUAAUUUCAACAACAAUGAAUAGUUUUUCUGCAUAUAUUGCAAUUAUUAGAGUACCAAGACAAUUUUAAAGAUAAUAUAGCAUUGCCUUAAUGGGAAAGUAUGCAUAAUAACAAAUAAAUCUAGGUUAUCUUAAAGAUGAUUCUAAUAACACACUUCUUAAUAUGUCUUAAACUUAUAUAUCUCGCUCUUUUACAGCUUACAACCAAUAAUAUGUUAAUAAUUCUUAAAUUGUAACUGAAAGUUGGGAAGAAAUAAAGAAUUCAGAUUUUUAUUAUGAAACAUAUACCUUUUUUAAAAAUCAUCAACCAUAAUAAUAGUAGCUUAUACUAAAUAUGAUUUACGAAAAUGAAUAAGCUGAAAUUGAAAUCAACAAGUUAGCAAUAAUUAAACAGCUAAUAAAUACUGAUUUAUGGGAUUGGCUUAAAUACAAUUAUAAUGGUAUCUUAUGGAUGAGAUAUGAAUAAUUUGAUUUGAAUGGUGUUCAUCGAAACUAAAAAGAUCUGUAUUUUAUUUUGCCUUUAUCAUAUACUAUAUUAAUUCUUAAAAUCCAAUACUGA
This is a messenger RNA of Tetrahymena thermophila SB210, 4107 nucleotides long. RefSeq names its product transmembrane protein, putative. Lineage: Eukaryota; Ciliophora; Oligohymenophorea; Hymenostomatida; Tetrahymenidae. The transcript is spliced from 6 exons. The record is from RefSeq and is a predicted model, not a curated record.